AUGGAGAACAGGACGAAAGUGACACGGUUCAUUCUCCUUGGACUCACCACUGCCCCAGAACUGCAGAUGCUCCUCUUCAUCGUGUUUACUUUCAUUUACUUCAUCAAUGUGGUUGGAAACCUGGGAAUGAUCACGCUGAUUCUCUUGGACGCUCGUCUGCACACUCCUAUGUACUUUUUCCUUAGCAACCUGUCUCUGGUGGACUUGGGUUACUCUACAGCCAUCGUUCCUACGAUAAUGGCUGGAUUCCUUAUUGGAGACAAGGUCAACAUCUCCUACAAUGCAUGUGUUGCUCAGAUGUUCUUUUUUGUAGCUUUUGCCACUAUGGAAAAUUUCCUUUUGGCCUCCAUGGCUUAUGAUCGCUAUGCAGCAGUGUGUAAACCUCUACACUACACUACCACCAUGACGACAAGUGUGUGUGCAUGGCUGGCCAUAGGGUCCUAUGUCUAUAGUUUCCUGAAUGCCUCCUUCCAUAUUGGGGACAUAUUCAGUCUUUCCUUCUGUAAAUCCAACAUAGUCCAUCACUUUUUCUGUGAUGUUCCGGCUGUCCUGGCUCUCUCUUGCUCUGAUAAACACAUUAAUGAGGUGGUUCUUGUUUUCAUCUCGAGCUUUAAUGUCUUUCUUGCUCUUGUGGUUAUAUUGAUUUCCUACCUGUUCAUAUUUGUAACCAUCUUGAAGAUGCACUCAGCUCAGGGGCACCAAAAGGCUUUGUCCACCUGCACUUCCCAUCUCACUGCCAUCUGUAUCUUCUAUGGAACAGGCAUCUUCAUGUACUCACAGCCCAGCUCCAGCCAUUCCAUGGACACGGACAAAGUAGCAUCUGUGUUCUAUUCUAUGGUCAUUCCGAUGCUAAACCCUGUGGUCUACAGCCUGAGGAACAAAGAGGUCAAGAGUGCAUUUAGGAAGGUCAUUGAGAAGGCCAAUUCCUCCGUAGAAUUUUAA
Molecule: messenger RNA, 942 nt
Organism: Sus scrofa (pig)
Lineage: Eukaryota; Metazoa; Chordata; Mammalia; Artiodactyla; Suidae
Product: olfactory receptor 5B2-like
Biological process (GO): G protein-coupled receptor signaling pathway
Cellular component (GO): membrane
Molecular function (GO): G protein-coupled receptor activity; olfactory receptor activity
Source: RefSeq, a predicted model, not a curated record